AUGCCGCGUAAUUGUUUAUUGGCGUCCUACACGGUAGCCUCGAAAGCGGCAGUAUCGCACUUUGAAUUCAGCGACGCUGCUGCGUUCGGUUUCACGCUUAGUUCUAUUGUGCCAUGGAAAAAGUCUGCUUUUUUCGAUCCUAUUCUGUUUGACAAUUUUUCAUUUCGUUCGUUUCGCUUCGCUUCCUCUGCCUCCCUCUACUACCGUGGGAACACGGAUCGGGCUCCUGCAUGCAAACUGAGCUACCACAAUGUACCACGUGGAUUGAGAUGCCCUGUCGUCUUUUUUCGAAUCACCAACCGUUACAACCCAUUCAAGCUUGUCACCGAGUCUUUUUCGUCCACCUUCUCUUCCAGCUACGUCGCUCUGACAAAAAGCGGACAGUUCAAUCUACAUUUAGACUCGGAUCCUUCGGUGAUGUCCACCCAGUUGGUCGGAAUCUGGGUUUCCGGGAUGACUUCUGUGAUGGAUCCACGUGUCUGGGCAGUCUGUCUUCGCUUUCUACUCAGUCAACAGUGCUCACAAUGUCGGCCCAUGGAUUCAACCGUAUUGUCUUCAGACACGUCCAUGUUCCUCGUGUUUUACGGAGCUGUGGCUGACCGACCCUCAUGCUUUGAAGUAGACUGGGUCAACCUUGGUCCUGACGGAGUCGCCACCGCUAACGCUGAGAUCUCGAACGAUCGGAUAGAAAAACUCUUACAAUUCAACGUGUACACCGGUUCCGAAAAGAUACUUCAUUCGCCAUUUUCGACCCCCGGCAACGCCAAAGAUCACGUUCUUCUCAUGAAUAUUGCGCCUGCUGGAGGGUACUCGCUGAGCGUACCUAGCCGAGUCACAGAGCACCACACCCCGUCACAUACCAGACCAGACACAAAUGAAACGAUUCCAAAACGACCCACGGAGCACAAUUCUACACUGUUGUCUGAAAGACACGAAAGUCAACCACAACCAAGUGUGAGCGAUUACCUUUCCUUUGUCCCAGAAUUCAACGUUCCAGAUGCUUCUCUGUUGCUAGAAGAAGGUGUUACUAUUUCCGAUGUCCAGCCGAAUGGCUUAUCUGCGAACUUGUGGACUUCCUUUCCGGCGGAUGUAUCGAAGCUUGACACGCCUGCUGUGGACUCGCUGGCCUCAGAUUCCGUUCCCAGACCUCUGCCUAGCUCACAAGCUUUGGCUGUUCACGACAAAGUUGUGCACCCAAUGGUACACAGAAAGAGCUUUUAUACAAUUGAUGAACACGACGUCUCCGGUACCUAUGAUCCAGUUCGAUACAAAGAAGUGUCUGAGAGCUCAUCCAUUGCUGCCUCUCAUCCAUCCUGUUCCUCAGCGAACUCCCCCGCUCCCAACCAGCCUGCCUCAGGCGCAACUAAUUCCAAAUCUCCGGAACACAAUCGCUCCGCGAUCCAUACCAUUUUGGCCUCUCUUCCUGCUUCCCAAUUGAAACGCUUAGAAAAGAUGAUCAGUGGCUUGUUGGAUAAGAAGGGCCAGAGCAAGUCAGUACCACUUUCGUCAGCUAAGUCCAACGGGAUAGUCUGUGGAGAAUCCUCUAGCAUUCAUCCAAGCCAUUUGGUAGAUGCGGCAGUGAACACAAGUAAAGUAUUUGCAGGUGAUCCAGCUCUCUCUUCACACGGUCGACAGCAGCGAUUCACUGAUGACCAAACUUGUAUUCGCUCAAAUUCCAAGCGUUCUGACGACCAACCACACAUUCGUCCAUUACCAACGGCUCCUUCAGCAGGAAGCAACUGCAGCCACGCUUCGGUUUCCACACGUUCCCUGCGCGUAGUUUCAAGCUCCAUUGAGGAGAAUAAACAGCCUCCUCGGCCUAUUCGAACUCUCGCGGAGCUUCGACCUAUGUUGCGGUUGCAGUCGAACACAAAUGCCCACUCGUCACCAUCGCUGAAUUCCCGCGACCCUGAGGCUGACAAGUACUCCAUGCUACUGGCAAACAUCAAAUGUGUUCUUGAUCGUCAUUCGAGUGGGACGUCUCCUGUGUCUAAGUCUGCGUCUGUCGCUGGGACACGUGCAACCACCGCUAUCCACACUGAGAGACCGCCUCCGCAAGCCAUAGUGACCGAAUGGGGCGAUAGUGUGUGUGACUAUCCACUGCAUCGGUUUCCUCUGCUUAAUUCACAUCACACCGCUAAUCCACUGGCUCAUUCGAGGAGUUGCCAAUCGCUUCCUUCCGAACCACUAGGAAGCAUUACCCAUCGGUCGUCCGCACGCGAUCGUGUGACGGGUUGGUUACACGCUGGCACUAGCAUCGAGAGUGUUGUGCAGAGAGGAACACGUGCGUACGAAGAACACGAGAGCACGCAGCUGUCCGAUGAGACAUUGAUCAGUCGACUGCUGUUCCCAACCCCUUGUGGACAGAAAUG
This is a messenger RNA of Dicrocoelium dendriticum, 2372 nucleotides long. The record is from the annotation of a GenBank genome assembly. NCBI's taxonomy places the organism in Eukaryota, Metazoa, Platyhelminthes, Trematoda, Plagiorchiida, Dicrocoeliidae.